Amphiprion ocellaris (clown anemonefish) is the source of this 1630-nucleotide messenger RNA. RefSeq names its product mitochondrial ribosomal protein L37 (gene mrpl37). Gene Ontology annotation, molecular function: structural constituent of ribosome. The transcript is spliced from 8 exons. Gene Ontology annotation, biological process: translation. Gene Ontology annotation, cellular component: mitochondrion; ribosome. The record is from RefSeq and is a predicted model, not a curated record. NCBI's taxonomy places the organism in Eukaryota, Metazoa, Chordata, Actinopteri, Pomacentridae. The coding region runs from base 111 to 1421 and encodes 436 amino acids.
AGUGGUAGAAGAAGAGUCGACAUGGCGACGUCCGGCAGCAGCAGGAGUUGAAGGAGGUCAGAGGGCUGGAUUUAUUCCUAAACUACGUGAGAAACUGAACAGUAGGAAACAUGUUCCCAGAAACGGCUCAGCGUUUAAAAGCGGCGGCUCCGCUGGUCUCUCAAACCCGCCUCUUGAAGGACCUUUGCCGGUCGUGUCCACAUGGAGGACCCUUCAGUCUUCAGGCCCGAAGACAGAUCAGUGUGAGCGGCUGUCUCUCAGCUAAGAUCCCCCCUCCAAAGAAACCCAGGGAGCCGGUGGAGAUCCCCGGCCUGGAGAUGGUCACAUACGGGGAAAGGAUGCACUUUGUGCCGGGGCUGGCUAAGCCCAGUUACCCCCGGUGGGAGAGAGACUACAAAGACCCCAGGUUUUACACGGCCCCCCCUGCCCAGGAGAUGCCCCUGUACAAGGAGAAACCGUGUUAUGUGUUCAACCAGAGGACCAGCGCACUGGAAGGUGUGCGUCAGGCUGCCUGGUUGACCAAAGCCAAGGUCAUUCGUGGUCUUCCUCCUCAUCUCCUCUCGCUGGCAGAGAAUCCUGAAAAUCAGAUCCCAGAUCAGGAUGAGCGUGUGCAGAACGCCAUCAAACACGCCCGCUUCUGGGACACGACGCAGGAACGACCGCGUAAAGAGAAAUACAGCAACACUUUACUCCUCAACCUGCUCCAUCUCUGUGCGACUCUACAGUCCAGGAAUCCUGCUCUUGGAAGGAGGAUUCUUGCUGAAGACCACUCAUUGGCGGCCACAUGGACAAGAGGUGAGGACCUGUUCCAGAUUAGGGGUCGGAACGGUUUACUGCAGAACAGCAUGGAUCCCCUCCCAGAGGCUUCUGGGAAAGACGAAGUGUCCGAAACAGCCAAUUACGUCCUGGAAACCUUCUAUCCCGUCUCGCCCACCAUCGACCUGCAACAAAUAAACGUGUACAAAGAGGAUGUGAACUGCUCAGGGUUCACAGGAAACUACCCUUACCCUCACGCUCACACUCUUUACUUCCUGGAGACGAUCCACAGCUGUAAGCUUCACCCAGAGCAGUUCAGAGCCAAGAUGGCCAUGUUCAUGUUUGGAAACGCUCUGGCCCGUGCUCACAAACUGUAUGGGACUGAGCCCCAGCAGCUUCUAGAUCGUCCCAUAACUGUACAGGCAGUCGGGACAAACGGUAGAAUUUUCCAGUUUCUGGUUUUCCAGCUCAACACCACAGAUCUCUCAGGAGACGACGGCAUCAAGAACCAGUUGUGGCUGGAGGAGGAUGUUGAGCUGUACGAUUUUGCAAAAGUCCGACCACUCAUCAAGAAGAAGCAAGUGAAGGUUCCAGCUGGUCUGACUGGAUACAAGCCUGAAGUGUUCACAAAGUUCUUGUCUCUGUACCUGCAUGGAGCUGCAUAGGACCGCUGCUUGAUCUGUGUGUGUGUGUGUGUGUGUGUGUGUGUGUGUGUGUGUCUGGAUCUAAACAUCUCAGCAGACGACUCCUCAUUUCCUGUCAAACAGACAUGUUGUUAUAUUUUGUGGACAGUUUGAACUGACUGAAGCUACAGUUUAUCAUCUUCACGUUCUACGUCCGUCUCUGUGUUCCAGGAAAUAAAAACUGAAUGGGA